AUGUCGAAUCAGGUGGUGAAAGUUAGGACAGAGACAAUUGCGGCAUGCAUGACAUGCCCGCUCUGCAACAAGCUUUUCAGAGAUGCCACGACUAUUUCGGAGUGUCUUCAUACGUUUUGCUGGCAGUGCAUAUAUAAGAAGAUCUCCGAUGAGGAAGUGGAAUGCUGUCCAAUAUGCAAUAUUGAUUUAGGCUGUGUACCAUUGGAGAAGUUGAGGCCAGACAACAACUUGCAAGAUGUUAGAGCCAAGAUCUUCCCUUUCAAAAGAAGAAAGGUGGAGGCACCUGAAGUUGUGCCUUCUGUUUCAUUACCGGUGAAAAGAAAGGAGAGAUCACUCUCAUCUUUGGUGGUUAGCACCCCUAGAGUAUCAUCCAAGUCUGCCUUGACCAAACGAAGAUCAAAAUCUAUUGCCAGGAAAGCUUUAAGAUGUACCAGGUUUUCCAUUGAGAAACUGGUUAAGAAAGAGGAAAAUUCUGUGGAAGAUCAUCCAGAGAGCUCUAGCUCACCUGAGACUCUGAACAAGUUCACUCAGAAUACAAGGCAGAAUUCCUUUACUGCUGAGCCCUCUAGCCACCCUGUACCUGAUAAGGCGACAGGGAAUUGUGAAGUAGCAUGGGAAGGGAAAGCUGACCUGUGGAAACCUUUAACUUGUUUGGUGGAAGUUGCAAAUAGGAGUAAGUCCUCAAAGUUCACUUCACAAGGAUCUGCUGCUAAAUUAGAACCUCUACAUGCCCUUGACAGCGAAGGACACGUAUGUAAAACCAAAGUUAAGGGACAUGGACAAAAAUUGAAAGUUCAAGAUGAUAAGGUAAUCACUGAUCCUACCCCUCCAGAAUCAGAAAAACAUAUAAAGUUCCGAAGGAUUCGCCAGAAAAAGGCAGCUUGUUUUGGGGAGUCAGGUGUUUCACCCCAAGAUGCGCUUGAUGCUGCCAGUGCUAAACACGAAAGAAGACUCUAUCCAAUUUGGUUCUCGUUAGUGGCUUCCAAAGAACAGGAAGGAAGUGCACCGUUGCCCCAGAUAUCUGCAAGCUACUUGAGAAUAAAGGAUGGGAGUAUGCCUGUCUCUUUCAUCCAAAAGUACGUGAUGAGGAAACUAGAUCUUACAAGUGAAGAUGAGAUUGAAAUUAAAUGUAUGGGUGAGACGGUGGUGCCCACGCUGCAACUGAAUAAUCUAGUUGAUUUGUGGCUAGAAUCUGCUUCGACUCCACAUAGAGUGCCAGUAACAAUCAGCUCAUCAGCAAAGGAUUUUGUGAUGGUAUUGGCGUAUGCCCGCAAGGUUCCAGCCCCAUGAACGUACUUCUUCCAUUCUUUUAGGCUCACAUAUCUUGAUUAGUCUAUGCUGUCUUUAGAUCUCAAACAAAGUUAACAUAGUUCCUGAUCGAGCAUGCCUCACAAUAGCAUA
Ilex paraguariensis (yerba mate) is the source of this 1401-nucleotide messenger RNA. The record is from the annotation of a GenBank genome assembly. Lineage: Eukaryota; Viridiplantae; Streptophyta; Magnoliopsida; Aquifoliales; Aquifoliaceae.